Messenger RNA from Plasmodium relictum, 669 nucleotides. RefSeq names its product GTP:AMP phosphotransferase, putative (gene GAK). Gene Ontology annotation, biological process: nucleobase-containing compound metabolic process. The record is from RefSeq and is a predicted model, not a curated record. Bases 1 to 669 code for a protein of 222 amino acids. The transcript has a single exon. Lineage: Eukaryota; Apicomplexa; Aconoidasida; Haemosporida; Plasmodiidae. Gene Ontology annotation, cellular component: mitochondrion; cytoplasm. Gene Ontology annotation, molecular function: AMP kinase activity; ATP binding.
AUGAAAAUUGUUUUUUUCGGUGCACCUGGUGUUGGUAAAGGGACGUUUGCUGAAAUUUUAUCAAAAAAAGAAAAAUUGAAACAUAUAAAUAUAGGAAAUAUUCUAAGAAAUGAAAUAAAAAAAGAAUCAAAUUUAGGUACGGAAAUAAAAAAAAUAGUUAAAAGAGGAGAUCUGGUUGCAGACAACUUGAUCAUAAAUAUUGUUGAAGAAGAAAUAAAAAAUUCAAUUAAUAAAUACAAAGGUUUUAUAUUAGAUGGAUUUCCAAGAAAUAUUUUUCAAAGUAAAGAAUUAACCAAAAUCACAAACAUUGAUUUAUUUAUUAACAUAUAUUUGCCAAAGCAUAUAUUAAUAAAAAAAUUAUUAGGGAGAAGGUUAUGUAAUAUUUGUGAUAAUAAUUUUAAUGUUGCAAAUAUUCAAGAAAAUAAUUUUGAUAUGCCACCAAUUUUACCAUCAAAGGAAUGUAAUACAUGUAAUGGCAAUGCAAACUUAAUUAAAAGAAGUGAUGAUAAUGAAGAAGUAAUUAAUCAUAGAUUAAAUUCAUAUGAAUCUAUUUAUAUGCCUAUUAUUAAUUUUUUUAAAAAUUGCAACUACAACUUAAUAAAUUUUGAACUAAAAAAAGGAAUAAAAGACUUUGAUCGUUUAUAUAACAUUAUUUUAAAACAUUUAUAA